Messenger RNA from Physcomitrium patens, 1610 nucleotides. RefSeq names its product membrane protein PM19L. Lineage: Eukaryota; Viridiplantae; Streptophyta; Bryopsida; Funariales; Funariaceae. The record is from RefSeq and is a predicted model, not a curated record.
GCUGGACGAUGGCGGAGGGAGGGAGUAUGGUUUUGCGACACCUCUUCUUCUUGGCAAUGGUUCCGCUGCAUCGUCGCGGGGGCCUCUUCUCGUGUGCGCGCACAGGCCACCAUUCCCUCGAGGAUUCUCUUUCCGCUAUCAGAUUCGUGAUCGUUUUUCGACGGACGGAAGAAUCAGCUGAACUUUUCACAACACCUCCCAAUGAUCGUUCUGUCACCGCAAUUGCGCGGUGCUUGUGAGCGUUUCAUCUCAUGGUUUCCUCUCCGGACUCUAGCAGGACAUGCUUACAUGCAGCUACGUGACUUUGUUUAAGAGCUUCUUUAAGAGUUUGUUGUGUGUCUUUGCCAUCUCUGUGGAAGUGUAUCGUUAGAGGUGUCCAAAUUACCGGUCGCAAAGCGCUUCCAGGUAUAAUCUCGUCAGUGUUUGUUGUUUCUUUGAAAUGGCAGAGCGUUUUGGUUCUGGAGAUUGAAAGAACUGUGGACGAGCUUCGUUUGGAGGUGACUAGUUUUUCAUGGCCUUUUUAGCUGUGAGCUGGGGAAUCUCAUGCGCGCUUUUGGCAGUUAAUGUCAUCAUGCGUAUUAUCAAUGCAGCUAUUGCUGGUUGGGCCUUCAACAGGAACAUGGACCGAGCUUCAACGGACAGCACUGACUUCGGAGUACGCAGCAUUAAAUUUUUCCCUGGUGUUUAUUUUCCACUUGAUGAGAAUGUUCCAUACGUUCCUUCUGUAAACGAGGGCAUUUGGCUUCCGGGAGCAGGGAAUGUGGAGGGCAAGAUGGUUGCACUGUACUUUCUUCCUAUUGUGCUGGUGGCCUCAGUUGUGGGAAUAGCAUCGAUCUGUGUAGGCAUGUAUCACUUGCGCGUAUGGCGCACUGAUAGCCUUGCAGCUGCUGUUUCUGCUGCCCUGAUUGCCUGGUUGCUGAGCUUUCUCGCCGCAGGGGUUGCUUGCAAAGAGAUUUAUGUUGGGGCUACGCGUUCAACAAAAUUGAAAGUGGUGGAGGGUUUCACCGUCAUCCUGCCCCUCUUCGAAUUCUACUACUUGCUGUCUCUGCAAGCUGCAGCCCUAGGUGGUAAAGAAGGCACUGCUUACACCAGCUCUUCCAAACGAGAGCCUCGUGAAAAGUUCGACACUGUUUUCGAAGAUAGGAGAGAUUCUGGAGUUGAAGCUGGCAUGGACGUUUAGCAGGAUAGUAGGAUUCCUGGCACUUUUGAUCACUUAGUCUGACUGGCUUUACUGAAUUAUAUCCAAAAUGCAAGAGAGAAUUCAGCACAUGAAACUCAUUCACUCUUUGGAAACAUUUUCGGUUUCUGAGAAUUCAUCAUCCCAGUCGAUGCUGUGUUCAAGUGAAGUGAUUUCAUCGUGAAUAGAAUUUUGACACCGUAGCCAUGCAUUCAGUAACGUUCACAAGUACAUCCUGACCACGAAGUUGUAACCAGGAAAACGAGCAUACGCCAUUCAAUGCUUGUGCAUUAUUGGGCUUGAGCGUUGUGCAUUGUAAACAAUGUGACGGGGACAGGCAUCUGCAGUGAAAUUGCCCAGAGUUGCUGGCUAAAGUUGUUCAGUUCAAUUCCAUGACGAUGGUGAUGAAUAAUUCAUCUCCCAAUCUUAUUGA